GCCGCACUAGUCGAAAUAACUCAUCCAGACUGAUGAACUUCCCGAUAUCUUUACACGUUCUCUGGCAUCUUUCAACCUUCGCUCCGCGUACAUCAAGGAAUCUCAUUAGCUACACUACAGGAUAUAUACACAGAGAAUUACACUUUCAUCACGAAUUAAAACGAAAGGGGUUAGAGCUAUCAAACUUCACCUACCGCCCGAAAGUCCUACGAAACUAUCACGCUUUUGCUCCUCGAAGAACAAAGCCCGAAAGCAAAAACCAAAUAAAAUAAAUUAGAAAAAUGACAACCCCCUCCUCCACGUCCCUCCCAGAUCCCACACACCGAAAGCGCGAACUACCCCAGAACGAACUCGAAGCGACCUCGCAGCUGAAACUGGGCGAAUUCCAAAACGUGCCGACGCUCUCGUUAUCGGAGGCGCGGUUGGUUAUCAACAAAGUGCUGGAUUUGAGGAGGAAGGGGGAUCAUAAGUUUGAGGAGAGGGAGACCCUAGUGAAAACGCAAGAUUACCUUGAGCUCUUCGCGCGGUUCAAGGAGAAGGAAAACAUCGAGGCUGUCGAACGCCUUCUGUCUGCGCACACUGAACUUGAGUUCUUCGAGCGAUCGCAACUUGGGAGUCUAUGCUGCAAUGAUGCCGAAGAAGCCAAAUCCCUGAUUCCCAGCAUCGGAAACAAAAUCUCCGACACCGAGCUCCAAGAACUCUUGGAUGAAUUGACGAAGCUGAGGAACUUCGUGGAGUGAGCAAGACUAGCGAAUGGGCGCUGCGUUUUUACUGUAUUAAAAGAAACGUGAAUGCUUAGAUCUCCCUCCUCUCGGCUUUUAUGCUCUCUCCCCUUGCAUGGAGCAAGAUGAGAAGACGGAGAGCGUGCAUACGCAUGCACAUGCGCAUAUGCCUGUGAUGGAUGGAAUGCAAAAUACAGUCGGAUUAACGUUUAUGAUGACCCCAUGAUGAAUAUAUAUGAUGGUGACUUGCGGCUGCAAGGAGUACCUAAUACGGAUGUGUUAUGUGUUUGUUCUCUUGGUGCAGUUGGUCAACCCGACUACCAGAUGGAUGGGAAGUGGGGUAUUUUAUCACACACCGUACUCUGCGCCGUAUCUGGCUUUACCGGUACCUAUAACCACGGCAACUAUUUGCUUUUUAUCCCGAAUACCGGCCCAGAGGUAGUACACAGAAAAAAGCCAUGGCGGACCAAACCUAUCGCCGAAUCUUUUAGCACGAUGCUUUGAUGGCUUACCUUGACGACGAGCACGGUCUUUCUACCCUCAAAAGGGGAAAAAAAUAAACAAAUAAAGGGCGCUAGUAUUUGGAUAGAAUUGCUGCCUAGUUUUGAACUUACACAUUUCCUCAUAGCUAGUUGACAGUUUAGAGCAAGUAAAUGGGAUGAAUGGCCUGAGAAAAAGUACGGAGUAGGUAGAGGUUAAUCAAGCAAUGGUAGACAGAUGAUUACAAAUGAAAUGAGGGUUUGCAAAACUUCCUUUUUUUCUCUCUUCUUUUUCCCUCUUUCUAAUUGUGCGGCAGCUCAGCUUGUAUCUCUUUACUAAAAGUAUAUGGAACAGGUGAAUCGCUAUUCGAGGAAAAAAAAUGAGGCGCUAAGUUGGGCUUCGAAUGGAGGUCUAGUAUAAAUACAAUUGUAGAAUUAUGGAAAAAAAAAAAAAAUUAAAUAAACAAACUGAGAACACACGAGUUACGCCAAAUGCCUGAAAUGCCAAACAAGUAAAAGAAGAAAAAGAUUAAAGAAGGG
Molecule: messenger RNA, 1741 nt
Organism: Blastomyces gilchristii SLH14081
Lineage: Eukaryota; Fungi; Ascomycota; Eurotiomycetes; Onygenales; Ajellomycetaceae
Product: DNA-directed RNA polymerase II subunit RPB4
Exons: 3
Coding region: 282-740 (152 amino acids)
Biological process (GO): transcription initiation at RNA polymerase II promoter; positive regulation of translational initiation; mRNA export from nucleus in response to heat stress
Cellular component (GO): P-body; RNA polymerase II, core complex
Molecular function (GO): translation initiation factor binding; nucleotide binding
Source: RefSeq, a predicted model, not a curated record